CGCCCGGCUCUCUCAACUCAUAACAACACAUCGGCGACAUCAUCUCUACAACACAUCGAGAAGAUCACCUAACUGUGUCGCCAGAUUCCUACCUAGCUAGCCUCCUGCUCUUUCGCGCUUGAUUUUUAGAGUUGCUCAUUAAUGGCGAACAUGAUGGCCAUAACCUCGUUCGCCGGUGCCGCCGUCGUGAUCCAGGGAGCAAGCGGCCGCUUCGCUGCCCGCUCCUCGGCUCUGGCGCUGCGCCGACGCACCGUCGCCGUUAGGGCCCAGGCCGACGAGCCGAGCACGCCACCACCAAACAAGCCCAAGGCAAGCACCUCCAUCUGGGACGCUCUGGCAUUCAGCGGCCCCGCGCCGGAGCGUAUCAACGGGCGCCUCGCUAUGGUGGGUUUCGUGACGGCGCUGGCCGUCGAGGCGGGGCGCGGCGACGGUCUCCUUUCGCAGCUCGGCAGCGGUACCGGGCAGGCGUGGUUCGCCUACACCGUGGCGGUGCUGUCCGUGGCGUCGCUCGUGCCGUUGCUCCAAGGUGAGAGCGCCGAGGGCAGGGCUGGGGCCGUCAUGAACGCCAACGCAGAGCUCUGGAACGGCCGCUUCGCCAUGCUCGGACUUGUCGCACUCGCCGCAACCGAGAUCAUCACGGGCGCGCCAUUCAUUAGCACCUAAUUAAUUAUGAUGAUGUGGACUCAUCGUCGUACGUGCGUGUACAUCAUCGUCAUGAAUUUCUCUAGUACUUGCUAACUAAUCGUUUCGAAUUGUAUCCUUGAUGCAGUAGAUAGGAGAUAUUGUAGGCCCUGACAGGACAUUUUUGCAAAUAUAUCACAUAUAUAUUUCCAUUGCGACAAUCUCUUGUGUACUUUUGUCUUUUCUACACUACAUGGUUUAGAAAUGUCAUGUACAGUUCAUACGGACGUACUUACUGAGUAUACUAAUAGAAGAUGAAUACACUCCUAGCCCCUUCGCA
This is a messenger RNA of Lolium rigidum, 961 nucleotides long. Its product is annotated as low molecular mass early light-inducible protein HV90, chloroplastic-like. Bases 142 to 663 code for a protein of 173 amino acids. The transcript has a single exon. NCBI's taxonomy places the organism in Eukaryota, Viridiplantae, Streptophyta, Magnoliopsida, Poales, Poaceae. The record is from RefSeq and is a predicted model, not a curated record.